CUUGUCGUCCGCAAUGUUCGCCAGUUUAAUCCGCCUGGGCGAGUUCUCUCAGCCAUUCAAACGCGCCCAGUUUGGUCUUUUUGGCGGCAAGUCCAUCCAGUACGGCAACAACGUCCCCUUCUCAAAACACAAAACACGUCGGACAUGGCUACCCAACGUACAGCGAAAACGACUCGACUCUGAGGUCUUGGGCGAGAAGGUGCGGAUAAAGGUCACGACAAGAGCGUUGAGGACCAUUAAGAAGUAUGGCGGACUCGACAACUAUCUCAAGGGAACCCAGUCACAUAAACUGAGUUUCGCUGGUCUUGACCUGAAGCUGAAGAUCAAGGAUGCAGAGGCGAAAAAGCUGGCUGAAUUCCGGCAGUCUCCAGAGGGAAAGGAGGAGCUUCAACGCCAACUGAAAGCUCGGGAUCCAUGGGGAGUCAAAGUUGGCGCCAUGAAUAUUAAGCUUAAGCGCAUUGCAAGCGUGGCGCCGUCGGGAACCUUGGAGGGCGCUAGACAAGCCAGGCGCGAGGCGGCAAAGGCUUUGGGUAUCCAGGGACUGGCUAGUCCCCAGCAGACCUUCGAAUACUUUACGCAGAGGCAGCAGUGAAAACGCCCUUAUCAUACAUACAACCCGUCUGCAGUCUUAUAAUACUAAUACCAUCAUCUCUGGACCAAGUUGCG
Molecule: messenger RNA, 666 nt
Organism: Coprinopsis cinerea okayama7#130
Lineage: Eukaryota; Fungi; Basidiomycota; Agaricomycetes; Agaricales; Psathyrellaceae
Product: mitochondrial 54S ribosomal protein domain-containing protein
Exons: 3
Coding region: 14-592 (192 amino acids)
Biological process (GO): translation
Cellular component (GO): ribosome; mitochondrial large ribosomal subunit
Molecular function (GO): structural constituent of ribosome
Source: RefSeq, a predicted model, not a curated record